UAUGCCCCAUGAGGAAGGGCAGCCGCUCAACCUGGCCCUGAGUCCAGAUUCAGUGCAUGGUCAACCUGAAAUUGGUCUUCCUGUUUUAUCAUCUACCCCCCAAAAAAAUCCACAUCUCAGCCCUGGUGGCCAGAAAACCUCCUCCGAUGGCCAAAUACCCUGCUCCAGUGUCCACACAUCCCCCAACAGUGUCCACACAUCCUCCUCUGAUGUCCCCACAUCCUCCUCCGAUGUCCCCACAUCCUCCUCCGGUGUCCAUACAACCUCCUCCAGUGGGCUUGGUCAUAGCCAUCCUCUGCCUUCCUCACCUGUUAUGCAGAACCAAGAUAACUCCAGUCAGUCUUAUAACACCGAUAUUACAAGUCCACUUCCGAAUCAACGCAAAUGCAACUGCAAAUGUGAAAACGUUGCAGUGAGAUUGCAGGAGCUUGAAAAUAGGGUAAACAGACUUGUGAGAGCCCAACCCUCGGCGCCCUCUACACCCAAGACACCCAGAGGCAUACCGUCAAAACUAACUACCUCAGCCCAAAAAUAUGAACAUGUGACAAAGUCGAACAAGUCAGAACAUUUAUUUCAUAAGAUCAUUGAUGACUACAGGAAGUUUCGACUGGGUUCACGGACAGGAAUAAAAGAUAAGGAUAAUGCCAGGCAGGCAGCGAGUCAUGCACUCCGUUUUUGCCUCUAUAUGGCUACUGGGCUACCUCCAAAAAUGGUCUCAAUGGAUAUGAAGUUCCUUCUCCAGAUUGACAAAUUGCGCAUGUGGCCACUAUACCUCACCGAAAAGGGUUACCUCCCAACUACUGUAAGAAACAUGAUGACAAAUGUCACCCUGUUCAUCAGGCACAUGAAGUGCUCAUUCCAGGCGGUCAGCAAAGUCAGAUCUCCUGACUUCGACAGACUCCUCUAUGAGCUUAAGAUGCUUCAGAUGAAUGUGCACAAGCACGUGGUUGUCCACCGUCAGAAGGUGAUGAAAAAGAAGACAGUUCAACUGCUUGAGGCGAAAAAGGAAGUGACAUUUAUGAAGGUGGCCAAAAAGAAAAUUCCUGAGUUGCUUCAAUUCUUACCUGCUGAUGGAAGUUAUGGUAAGGACCAUUGUCAGCUCAUGGGCUACCUCAUGGGCUAUCUGAGCAUCCUUACGGGACAUCGCGCCGUCGUCUUUACCAACAUGACCCAUGAUCAGGUGAUGUCAGCAGACUGCUGGGGUGGUGGCAAGAAGUAUAGGGUUAUGGUGGAUGACCACAAAACUAUGAGCUCAUUCGGGCAAGCUGCGGUGUGCCUAAACAAGAUGGAAUUUGAGUGGCUGAAAAAAGUUGCCUUCGGUAACUGCUGCCUUGGUGCGGACGACAACAAAUAUGUUUUCCACACAAUAUUAGGCAGGUAUAUCGUGAAGCCGUCACUCUACCUCCAUAUGGCUUGGGUGAAUGCUGGACUGACGGGGCCAGUCAACUUUGGCCAGAUCCGGAGCAGUGUCUCUACGCAGGCCAAGAAUCACCUCACUGAGAAGGAGAGGAAGGAGGUGGCUCAUGCGAUGUGCCAUGACCCCACUACAGCAGAAAAAUUCUAUGUAGCUCUGCCAGACAAAGAAAUGGCAUACCAAACCAGAAAACUGAGGAUGAAAGCCCUCAAGGAGGCUUUUGCUAAAUCCUCGCAAGUUAACAAUGACACUGAUGACUCCUCAUCCUUACCAGAUGACAAAUCUGAGGAUACACCGGAGACAAGCUCAGAUGAUGAGGAAGUCAUCUUUGAUGACGCACCUGAGUCAAGCUCAUCAUUGUCCUCUGACGAGAAGUUGACAAUGAUGAAUAGAAGAAACAAGAGGCUUCAUGGGAUUUCUGAACCUAAGGACGAAUCAUCAGAGGAUGAGCCCCCAUCUUUUCCAGCUCCUUCAAGUCAAAAGUCCAUGAAGAAGUUGGACUUUUCAAAUGACUCUUCAGUCCAAAAAAGGAUGUCACAUCUCGUGGUAGUUUCACCUUCCAAGUGUUUUGUGAGGGUGGAACGGAUGAAGAGAUCUUUUGAAAACUUCUAUUCAUACAAAAGAAAGGCAAAAUGCAGAAGGUUGGAGGAAGGAGGAAAAGCACAAAAGUUGAAAUCAACUUUUAAGAAGAGUCGUCUUCCACCCCUAGGAGGAAGAGAGGAGAUUCUGGAAACCCCAGUUGAAGAGGGAGUAGGAAGGGGAGAGAUUCUGGAAGCCCUGGUUGAAGAGACUCCUCUUCCACCCAGAGGAGGGGGGGAGGAAAUUCCAGAAACCCUGGUUGAAGAGGAAGUAGGAAGGGGGCAGAUUGUGAAAACCCUGGUUGAAGAGACUCCUCUUCCACCCAGAGGAGUGGAGGAGGAGAUUCCAGAAACCCCGGUUGAAGAGAGAGGAGGAGAGGAGGAGAUGCCAGAGACCCUGUUUGAAGAGGAAGUAGGAAGGGGGGAGAUUCUGGAAGCUCAGGUUGAAGAGACUCCUCUUCCAACAGGAGGAGGGGGGGAGGAAAUUCCAGAAACCCUGGUUGAAGAGGAAGUAGGAAGGGGGCAGAUUGUGAAAACCCUGGUUGAAGAGACUCCUCUUCCACCCAGAGGAGUGGAGGAGGAGAUUCCAGAAACCCCGGUUGAAGAGGGAGGAGGAGAGGAGGAGAUGCCAGAGACCCCGUUUGAAGAGGAAGUAGACUGGUGGGCGAUUAUGGAAGUUCAGCUGGAUGAGACUCCUCUUCCACCAGGAGGAGAGGAGGAGAUUCCAGAGACCCCAGUUGAAGACAUGCCUGAAACCCCAGUCAUCAACUCCUGUGCAGUUGAAGAUUCGGGAAACCCAAAUUGAAGAGGUCACUGAAACCCCUGUUUUAUAGUUCUUUGUUGUAGUCAAGUAAUCAAGUUUGAGAAAAUAUUAUGAUUAUGUUAAAAAAAAAUUGUCAAUUAUGUUCCAAAAAGACAUUAUUCAUGUAUGACCUUUUCAGGUUACCAGCUAUGAGUCAAUUUUUUUAAUUUUUUUUUAUGAAAGGCAUGAAGCAAUGUCACCUUGUUUAAGUAUGUAUAUUUUGUUAAUUUAUUGGAUAUUUAUAUCUAGACUUUUAUAGAUAUAUUUUUCAUUUCAAAUGCCUACAGCUGUAAGUUCAAG
Messenger RNA from Limanda limanda (common dab), 3094 nucleotides. RefSeq lists its product as uncharacterized. Lineage: Eukaryota; Metazoa; Chordata; Actinopteri; Pleuronectiformes; Pleuronectidae. The transcript has 7 exons. The record is from RefSeq and is a predicted model, not a curated record. Bases 2 to 2797 code for a protein of 931 amino acids.